CGAGCUUCCACUUCCAAAAUGGCGCCGGCCUUGUCAUAGAGGCUGUCCUACGGCAAAGCCUGACAAGUUAUCCGUGAAACAACCUCUGGCUUCCUGUUCCUGAAAGUGUCAUUUGUGCGAAUGUCCCUUCUGACUAUAGCGCCAGCAGGCCAAUUGAGAAUUAUGACCGCUUGUGUGCCAACCAAUUUCUUAAUUCACACAGGCACGGCCCUGCUGCUCGGGUUGCCUGAAGAAGCAUGAUUCACUCAUGGGUACGGCCUUAUCGGGCCAAGCAUUCAGCACGCUUUGGCAUCAUUAUCUUCAGAACCAACAUCGUUCCCAUUGCCCUCACAAACCACGUUCUCGACGAUGACAACGACUCCAAAAGGUGUUCAGUACCUACCAUCAUUGUCUGUGGAUGAUUUGAACACCGGAAUACGGAUGACGUUGGAGCCACCACCGCUUCCAGCCAACCUUCCGAGCUCCUCCAUUGUUUCCGAACACCUGAACGUCCCUCCCCCACGCACUAGAGAGCGUUGGGAUACAAUAGAAAGUAUGGUACGAUGGGACAACGUUCCGGCACAGAAUACACAGGAACUCGUGCAAGAAGAGCAGGAGCGUUUCGACAGGUUCAAAAGGAACAUGCAAAACCUCGAUGAAACACUUGGACAAAUAAUAAAUAUCGCGCAAGAGCUUACCUCUAGUGUGCGCUUCUCCUCAGCGGCUGUUCGUCUUCAGACGCGCUUGCGCACAGUGCUAGACAUCGUCCAAGCAAUGCGCCCACGAUUAAGCGUCCAGCGUCCGAGACAGGGGCCUUCAUCUCACCAUUCCACCAAGCCCAGAAGGGCCCGAACUUUCCCUUUAUAUGCUCCACUAAGGGGCAAUACACGAGAUAGGACGAGGUACCCAGGAAUGGAGGGUGCUGUGGGCGAGGCAUUCCCGGACGAACUGGUUUUUCUGGCGAAGGACUUGUACGAGCUUAGAACAGCUCUCAAAUCACUUCGCGGAUUUGCGAAAGUUCCAGAUUACACCUCCGACAAUUUGGAUCAAUCAUUCGAGGCUUUUCGUGGAGAUCUCGAAUACUGGGCCAACAACCUCAGCGACUUCAGAGGAACCUUUCACACUUAUUCUAUUCGGCGCUAUAUUGUCGACCUUGCCGACAAGAUGAUACCUCAUUUGGAGGGAAUUGUGGAUAAUUUGAGGGUUUUUAACACUGUUGGCGUGCCUACGAUAAAGUUUAGUCAAAAACACACUGCAGAAGCCCUUCAAAAUGUGUCCACUAUAGCUACUUUCUUCUCUGCCGUGUCUGCUACGACCAUACAGUUCAGGUGCAUGGUUUUUAAAGGCACUUCUCAAGUCAUUUCCAUUCACUUCCUAUUCAGCUAUUCUAAUAGCGCCACGAAGACUUCGGCUGUUGUCAAUUUAUUUUGGCUGCUCUCUCUUGUGUGGUCCAUGUCCAGCGCCGUUAAUAGUCAGCUGGGCUAUCGCUGGACUCUCGCUGCGUAUUCGAGCCCCCCUUCGGCCGUUCCUUGGUGGAUAUCUAUAUGGAUCACAACAACGCCUCUCGUGUUCCUCAUUCUCUCCAUCCUUUCCUUUACAUUCGGUCUUAUUUGUUUCACAUUUUCGAAUUUUCCACAUGCACGAUUCAUUCCAAUUUGUGUGACGAGCUCGGCUGCCAUAUCGGUCAUUGCGCUCCUAAUAGUAGGUCUCUGGUUUGCAGGGGACUUCUAUGCAUUUAGGCAAAAUAAAGGGUCAAGGUGGCUAGUGGAGGAAUUGGAGGAUAUUUUUCAAUCAUUUUCACAAUGGUUGACGCGGCGUAGCACCCCUGUUGCUGUCCUUCCGACUUCCAGCUCAGGUCUCACUGCCAGCAGACAGGUGCAGCAAACUGACCAUGGCGAAGCAACUUCUCCCACUUCUCGAGCAGAAGAAGAGAAGGCCGCCCCCUCGGAGACCCUUGCCUCGAACAUUGUUAUCGAUGGGGUUGCUUCGAAUAUACUUUCUAGUGGUAGGGAGAGUGGAGCCGUUCCUCAGGUCCGAGGUCAGGUGGCUCGAGGGUCCGCCGCGGUGCACCCAGGGUCACUAGGGUUUGAGGAGACCCGGCAUAUUCGGAGUCCAACCCUCCGUCUCUCCGAGGUGGUCAAUAAGGUGCUCACUCACCCAUUGCGAACCGACAACUCACUCGCCCGCUCCCUACAACCUUGGCACAGCUCAGCGUUGACUCCGGGGCCAAUAGAGUUGCGGAGGAGGCACGACCCUUAUCGAUCCGAUGCAUCGGUCUUGAUACACGCCCCCGAAUUGUCUCCAGCGAAGUCGAAAUUCCAACGCAUUGUCCAAAAAGUGAUCCAGCAGAACCGGGAGGAGAUUAGAGGGCAAAGAUUGUCCUUGGAAUCCUCCCUGAAGUCACUGCAUAUGCUAUGGAAAAAGAAAGUUCACAAGGUCCCGGUCAAAGAUAUUCAGUUCAGCCCUGAUGGACAAUUCUUGGCCACGUGUGCAUGGGAUCAGACCACAAAGAUUUGGAAACUGGACCCAAGUUUGCAACUCCACCAUACUUGCCAUCUUGGCACCCAAUUAGCGUCUCAACUCGCAUGGUCACCGGAUGGGAAAUUCUUGAUGGCCAAGAUGACACGCCGUGGAUAUAUGAUUUGGGCUGUCUCAACUGGAGACGUACUUCAGCAAUUCGUGCUUCCACAACCUAGAAGUGUUCAACUUUGCGUGGUGUGGAUGCCGAAUGGGACCCACGUUCUCCGCAUUGAGGACGCCAAUUUGUAUCAAGUGGAUAUAAUGAACGGAAGUACUAAUGCCGUAUUUAAUUUCUCCAACAAGGAAAUCCAUGACGCUGUAGUGACACCGGAUGGUGAAAGAAUGCUGGCCGUCGGAUCUCUGACUAAAUCAGCAGAUGGCCUGUACCCAUCAUACAAGUCCCAACCCGAGCAGCGCAUCAUCAUGUUUGACUUAACAAGGCGGACAAUACUCCACCAGAUUCCAAUCUUAAACAGUAUUCGUGGCUUGACACUAUCCGCCUCUGGAACAAUGCUGCUCCUUACACACAACAACGAGACUGCUCUACAACUUUGUGGCAUCCAUCCCGCCUUUUUGACUCUAUUGCAUCAAUAUCCUUUGAGAGAUGCAAAAUGUGCUGGUGUUGGACAAAUGGGUGCGCCGGGUUCACCAUUCAAAACAGACACCUCCAGGAUAGAAGAUCAAAUUGUCGUAUCGGCAACGGAAGAGGGUUACUUUUCCAUUUGGGCCCGCGAGUCCGCUAAACUAUUAACCUCAUUUUCUGCGGAUAUGAGCCAAGGCUCGGUCCUCACAAGUGUCGCCUGGAACCGUGGGAGUUUGACCAAUUCCAUGGUUGCGGGCGGUUCUAGUGACGGAACUGUGAUGAUAUGGAGUUCCACAAUAGACUAAGCUAGACUCAGUCCUUCUCAACAAUUUUGGGUUAUUUAGAACACAGUUGUUCGGGUUCCAGCACUGAUGCCAGCUAAAUCAUAUGUUGUCGCAGCUACGGUGCUCCUGAGGACUGCAAGAAAGGGUACAUGUUUCUUGAGAGGAGAUAGUCCCCCAAUCCAUCUAAUCUGCCAGGGUUAUGAAGUGCUUCUCGGUGACAGUCCCUGCUUGUUUCUCCAGAAGAUUUCAUUGUCUUCCCCAUUCCAGGUGAUCCAUGCAACCAGGAAAAUUGCUUAACUUUGUGCAGGCACUUGAAUAUGGCUGCUUGCAUCUCACCCCAUGUGUCAUGAAGGUAUUCUGACUUGGUCAUGUGCAGGUAUGCUUGGUGACAACUCAGAGGGCUAUACAGUGCUCCAAAAAACCGUUCCAAUGUUUUUCACUUUUCACUUCUUGAGCUUAUAGUAUCAUGGCAGUGGAUUCUAAAAUUCCCCAAAAAUCAUUUAAG
Cantharellus anzutake is the source of this 3871-nucleotide messenger RNA. Its product is annotated as WD40-repeat-containing domain protein. The coding region runs from base 349 to 3387 and encodes 1012 amino acids. The record is from RefSeq and is a predicted model, not a curated record. Gene Ontology annotation, molecular function: protein binding. NCBI's taxonomy places the organism in Eukaryota, Fungi, Basidiomycota, Agaricomycetes, Cantharellales, Hydnaceae. The transcript has 17 exons.